Eufriesea mexicana is the source of this 1452-nucleotide messenger RNA. RefSeq lists its product as uncharacterized. The record is from RefSeq and is a predicted model, not a curated record. The transcript is spliced from 4 exons. Bases 1 to 1452 code for a protein of 483 amino acids. NCBI's taxonomy places the organism in Eukaryota, Metazoa, Arthropoda, Insecta, Hymenoptera, Apidae.
AUGAGUCUCAAUAUCAGUUUCGCGAUUUUCCUUCUGGGUUUGGCUCUCAGCCAGGCCAUCCCAACCAGGAAGAUCGAGGAGUCGCUGACCAAGUCGAAUCUGAAGCUAGAAGAGACCGGUGAAGAGGUGGAGAGAUCCAAGAAGUCGGUCGUGUGCCUGGAUUCUGGAAGCAUGACUCCCCAACUGCAAUCUUACAACAUCCAAACGGCACCUCAAGUUCAGACUCUCAGCAUUCAGCCUGCGGGACAAAGCGUUCAAACGUUGAAUAUCCAGGCUAUACCUCAGCAAGUUCAUACCCUCAGUAUCCAAUCUGUUCCACAGCCUAUUCAGACAGUGAGCGUGAUCCAACCACCUGCCCCAGCCAUGAAGCUGAUUCAACAUCCACCCAAUCCUUGCCCUCCGAGCCAAACUAACGUGAACAUAAUCCAACCCUUAAAGGAAGAAAAGCCCGUAAAGGUCAGGCCUCCAGUAAUCGAAGCCAUUGUGCAUGAGAAGAUAAUUAAGUCUGAACCCAAACCAGAGAAGCUAGUCGUUCCCAAGGUGGAGAAGCAGAUAAUGAUGCCUACAAUGCCUGUUUACGAGGAACAGGUGGUUAUGGUUCCCCCGAAGCCUAUGAUGCUGGUGGCUGAAGCAGAGCCAAUGACUAGCUGCGUCAAAGAGCCACAUUGCCAUACUUGCCAGCAAGCUGUCAUGCAAUGUUCCUGCAAGUCCCAUGGUGUGCCUGCUAUGAGACCUGCAGUCAUGGUGGAACCAGCCAUGCAUCUUGUGGAAGUCAGGGAACGUCCUGUUGGCCGUCACAUGCUGACACCGAUGCACCGAAGUUUAAUACAUAAUUGCCAAUCGCUCUCUGUCUCGUUCCGUGCUUCACGGUCCGGAAUUUCAGUAUCAACUUCAGCGGUAACGGGGCUGCUCGAGUUCGUGAUACUACUGGCAUUAACCGGAGUCCUAGCCUCUGUCGCUGCUGUGCUACGUUUGAUGGAACUGACCAUCAACCUGAUUCAUCCACUAACCGUUUUUGUGCUCCAUCAGUUUGGCAAAUUGAUAAUUUUUGGGGCAGGUCAGAGUAAAAGGCUAACGUCCCACGCAUUCGAGAAGAUUCGUACGAUGGAUUGUGGUCGCACACCGCUGGUGCAAAUAAAUAUGCGCCAACCAUACGUUUGCUACUACAGAAGUGCUAUACCAGGCUUGGUCGAAGAAACGUAUCCCCUGAGGUUGGAUUCCGAAAUGACGGAGGAACAGGCUAGCACUGCACAGGCUGCUGACGGAAAUGAAAUUAAAGAGCACGAGAUUCAGAACGAGGAGAAAACCAUUGUCGAAGAAGAAAUAACGUCUAUUUCCGAUCAGCCUGGUGAGAAUAACGAAGUCCAGGAAGAACUAUCCACUUCUGCUCAGAUUGAAGACGCUGAUGGGACUGAGGCGACCGAAGAACCCGAGGAAGUGACUACAGCUUGA